AUGCCUCUUAUAUUAAUGGUCGGUUUACCUAGUAGUGGCAAGACAACUAGGGCUCGUGAGAUUCAAAAAUACUUCACUGAACAACAACAUAGACAAGUUGUUUUAAUAUCAGAUAAUGAGUUAAUAUUACAAUUGAAUACAGACAAGAAUGUUUUAUUUUUAGGUAUACACUAUUUUAUUUUACAGUUAAACUAAACAUUAGUAUAAUAUAAAACACAGAUUAGUGAAAUCUGCUAAAUUCAGUUGAGCUUUAAAACCACAACAUUUUAAUGAUAACAUAGCAUUUUGUAUUGGAUGUGUUUGAUACAAAGAUCAUCUAAACUUGAUCCAGUUAUGAACAAUUUUUAAUUAAAAUGUUUUAAUAAAAUUAUAAAAGUAAAAACAAAAUUAUUAAAAUGCUUAAUACUCGUAAAUAAAUAUAUGUAUAAAAAUAAAAGAAUGAAUGUAUCGCAUGGAGUAUUAUAAUUGUAUUACAUGAUCGGUUUUGAAUUAAAAAUUUAUCAUCAGGUAUAUUACAGUCAAAAUUUAAAACGCGACUGAGUUGUAAUUAAUUUUUAAUUUGAAACUGAUCAUAUAAUACCUACACUUAUCAUAAUACUCCAGGCAACAUAUUCAUUCUUUUAUUUUUUAUUUUUAUAUUUUUUACUUUUACAUUUUUAUUUAUAUAUUUAUUUACUAUAUUUAAAAUGUUUUAUUAACUAAAUAUUAUACUUUGAAUUUUUGUAUGAUUUAACUUUAAUUUAUAGAGAUGAAAAAAGAAAAACAACUUCGCUCAAAAUUACACUCUGAUGCCUUAAAGUUAGUUUGUAAUUGUAUUAUAUUAAAUAUUUCAUUUAUAAGUUUUUGAAUAACAUAAUUGUUUUUAGGAAUUUGACCAAAGAAAAUGUUGUGAUAUUGGAUUCUGGAAAUUUUAUUAAAGGUAUUCAUUGUUUUGACUUUAUAUGUUGCUUAUGUAGUCCAUUUAAAAUUAUUUAAAUUUGUUUGGUUUUAUUAUUAGGUUUUAGGUAUGAAUUGUAUUGUUCUUCUAAAAGUUUAAGUACACCAAAGUGUUUAGUUGUUUGUGAUAUUUCACCAGAAAGAGCUUGGGAACUAAAUGAAAACAGAGCAGAAAAUGAAAGGUAUACUAGAAAGACAUUUGAUGAUCUUGUUAUGAGAUAUGAAGAACCAAAUCAUUCAAAUAGGUUUGUUGAAUAAAAUUAAUUUUAAAAUGCACAAUUUAAAUAGGUACCUAUGAAUGUUGUUGUAGGUGGGAUUCGCCUUUGAUAAAUUUACAGUUGAAUGAUACAUUACCGGCUGAAGAAAUUAGAAAAGCAAUUUUUGAAGUUGCUGCUCCUGUACCAAAUCAAUCAACAAUAAAUGUAAGAGUAACAAAUAUAUUUGGUAGAAUUACAAUUUAUCAUCAAUUUUUAAUUUGAUUAUCCAAGUAAAUAUACAACCAAGAUUUUGCUGGUAUUUGAGUACAAUUUUUAAAACUAUCACUGUAGUCUGUUCUUAGAGCAGGUCUAAAAUAAUUUGUUUUUAUUUCUGAUCGAUAUAGUUGCCAAUAAUCUUUAGUAAACUGGCAAUACAUUUCUUCAAUACAAUCUAUAGGCAUUGGAAUAUUUUUAACACGUAAUAGUACUACCUAGCUUUUAGGUAGAUUUCAUUUUAUGUUUUUACCAUUAUUAAUUAAUGUUAUUUGUUUCAUUUAUAAUUAAAAGGAAAUCACAUUUUACAUGCAUAAUAAAACAGUUUCACAUAAAUGGAGUUCACCAUAUACCUCAAUUACCCCAAUUAACAACAAUAUUGUUAUUAUAUAACUCGCAUAAUAUUAUUAUUUAUUAUUAUAAUGUUACUUAAGUGGUCUAUAUUUAUUAAACCCAACAGGCUCCACUAAAUUCAAGUUCAUAUUUGUAUGAUUUAGAUCAGAAAACACAAGAAAUAAUUAAUGUAAGUAUUGAUUAUACAUACACAAUAUAGUAUUAUAUAUUUCAACCAAUGUUAAAUUAAACUAUGAUAAUUAUUAACAUUAUAGUUAUAUUGUAUUUUUUUGUUUUGCUUAUGACAGUCAAUUAUUAAGUUGAAAAAACAAGGGAUAGAAGGAAAAUCCAUUGAACUCCCUGAUUUUGAAGGAAAAUAUUUAACCAAGUUGGACAACAGUGUAUCUUUAGUGCAACUCGCCAAGUCUAGAAAACAAUUUUUAUCUUAUGCCAAGAGCCACGCGUCAACUACAAAUGACCAAACAAAUGUUGUGAACAUGUUUAUACAAUUUCUUAAUAAUACUGUCACAUGUUGA
Messenger RNA from Cinara cedri, 2275 nucleotides. NCBI's taxonomy places the organism in Eukaryota, Metazoa, Arthropoda, Insecta, Hemiptera, Aphididae. The record is from the annotation of a GenBank genome assembly.